AAUCGCAUUGCAGGCCGGUCGGCCUUUCUCCCAGAACGCUCUCAUUUCAGCUGGCAGCAUGGGCAACGUGCUUGGCUGGUCCCACAAGACGCUCGAUGAGCGCGUCUGGGACGCUGCCCGCGCCGGGGACGUCGCGACCUUGACCGCCUUGGCGCCAACGCAUAGCAACAUUGAGUUUCGCGACCUUCGCGCUGGCCGAACGCCAUUCACGAUUGCGUGUGCGCAUGGCCACGUCGCCGCCGCGCAGUGGCUCCACGCCGCCGGCGCCGACGAGUACGCGCGCGACUACGACGGCAACACGCCGCUGCACCACGCCUGCCGCACGGGCCAGGCGCGGGUGGUGCAGUACCUUCUGUCGCUGCCCGAGUUUUCGCCGUAUGUCCUCAACGCCAAAGGCGACGCACCGCUCGAGGUUGCCCGGCGUACGUUUCAGGAGCGCGAAGGCGACAACGACGAUCUGCGUCUCAUGGCACUCGCGCGUUGCAUCGAGCUGCUCGAGCAGCGCUGCUCCGUGUACAGUGGCUGGGUGUUUCAGCGCGUCGAGACGUUCUUGUCGCAGCUCACUGGCAUUUCAGCGCUUCAAGCCUGGACGCGACGCUAUUGCAUUGUGCUGCGGACAAGCUCGUCUAUGUUUCUCGAAGUCGCGCUCUUUGCAGUGCCCGACGCCGCGCGCCGCCCACCGGUCCCAAGCGCAUCGCUGCUCGUGCAUGUGACGGCGGACGAGCCGUGCAUCCGCCCGAACAACCCCUCGUUUUGGUCGGACUUGAACCCCAAACCCUUUGGGUUUGACCUCCGCGGCGCGCAGAAAGUCGGGUCGAGCCGCACCCAAGCGCUGUGUCACUUUUCUUUUGCGGCGCUGAGCGAAGACGGCGCGGCCAAGUGGCUUCGCUUCUUUGCCCACGACGCGCGGGACUGCCUCCAAGACGCGCUGGUCUCGCCGACGCGCCAGUUCAAUUCACACGAGCUCGGACGGGCCAAGGUCUACCCAGAGCCAUCGGCGCCCCCGCUGCCCUCGGUCGAGAUUGCGCAACCUGUUGUUUUUACAAAAGCGACGCUGCGCCCGCGCGUGCUCGAGUGCGUGGUGUGCUUUGACGGCCCGCAAGCCGCCGUCUGUGUGCCCUGCGGCCACAACGUGCUCUGCAUGCGCUGUGCCAUGUCGUUGCUCGAGACGACGCACGUGUGCCCCGUGUGUCGUCUCGAGAUUCGCGAAGUCGUCAAGGUCUAUCGCAACUAGUUGUCUUCUAAUUUAACUCGUCGUUGCCGACCUCGAACCUUUGAUCCUUGGGUCGAGUCGUGCUCGGGUCAUCGCUAUAUCACCAAGUAAGGAUACCUCUCGGGCUCUCUGUACGCAGCUCACUCCGAACGAUCAAGUGCUGGUGCGAACUCCCAUGCACUCAGGCGUAGCGCUACGCAUGCAAAGUCGUGUAAUAACAAAAUAUACGCGGACUCUGACGUCAUUGUCGCUGGGUCCAUUUGGC
Molecule: messenger RNA, 1478 nt
Organism: Saprolegnia diclina VS20
Lineage: Eukaryota; Oomycota; Saprolegniomycetes; Saprolegniales; Saprolegniaceae
Exons: 5
Coding region: 59-1234 (391 amino acids)
Molecular function (GO): protein binding
Source: RefSeq, a predicted model, not a curated record